Molecule: messenger RNA, 4704 nt
Organism: Microbotryum saponariae
Lineage: Eukaryota; Fungi; Basidiomycota; Microbotryomycetes; Microbotryales; Microbotryaceae
Source: the annotation of a GenBank genome assembly
AUGGCCCAAGUCCAGUCCUACGGCUCCGUAACCUGGGUCAAGUUGGACAGCACCAAACCGCAUAGGAAACCUAGAGGCCUGUCCCUCGUCAAGCCUGUCUUCACCUUUGGUCGGUGAGUGACCUUGUCUGGUUCCCGGUGGCUUCACUCAACCUAUCAGUGUCGCUCAUGCCGCUCACUUCGUAUUGUUUAGGCUCUCUUCAAAUGACUGUCGUAUGGCCUUUGAGACAUGCUCCAAAGUACACGCCAUAAUUACGGUCGAUACGGACGCGCCCUACGAGGUCAGGGAGUAGCCGGGUGGGAAACAUCGGCCCGGGAACUGACUUUGCCUUGGUGGUCCCGACACGCUCUUACUUGCACAUCCCCAGGCCGUCAUUGGAUGUUCAGGUGUGAACGGUCUUUUUUUGAACGGGAGAUUGAUCAAUAAAGGGUGAAUUGCGCAGAUACGCGGAUAUUAUCCGCCUCGUCGCCUUCGAUCCCUAACCCCUUUCAAUAACCUCCCAGCGAAUCCGCCAACCUCAACGACGGGGACCUGAUCGUCAUUUGCGACCGAACAUUCAAAUGGGGAGCAGCAACCCUCAUCGAGGUCAAGAUAGAUGUCAGUCUUCACAUGCGAACCCUUCACUUUUACCUUAGCACAGCUCACACUCCACUCGAUUAUCCCCUCACAGACCCCUGUCCGACCCAACCUCGCGACGUCUUCCCCACGCCUAUCCCUCGUCUGGCCCUGCGAAGAAGCCACGCCGUCUUCACCCAAGAGAGCCGCUUCUCUCCUCAGCGGACUUCUGUCUCCCUUCCGAUCCUCAGCACCUGCUUCUCCUAUAGUUCAGCAAUCGCUCGCACCUACACCGUUCGAUUUGGUCCACACUGAUUUGGCGCAGUGGGAUGAGAUGGAUGAUGAAGCGGGUGAUUUGGUGACGUGGGAAGAAGAGGAGGAGGAAAUUGAUGAAGACGGGGAAAGCCUAUCGGAAGCUUCUCUCGCUCUCCAAGCCACCCCCUCCCUCGACCAACGAGCACGAUCCCGCCAUUCUCCCAUGUCAGCCGACCGUCGAGUGAACGCCUCCCCAACUGCGCGAAAGGAACGUCGUCUCUCCAUGCGAAUGACGAUCGUGCCCACCGACCAGGCCGAAGAAUGGAUCAAAGAACGUCAACAGAAACUCAAGUUGGCUCAAGCGAAAGCUGAAGCGGAAGAAGAGGAGUGGAGACCUACUUCUCCUACACCUUCGUCUAAUCGCGUCGAUGCACCGACGACGCCUACGAGGAGGUCCUCGAGUACGUCGAGGAGGAUUAGUACUUUGUUGCUUUCUCCUGUCGUGGGAGAGGUAGCGACUACUUCCCUAGUCCCAAGUGACGACGAAGAAGCGAAUGCCUCGGAUUCCGAUUCAUCCUCCGACGAAAUCGCCGAAGCGGACGAGGACGUAUCUCUUUCAUUCCCACUCACCCCCGUCGCUUCCCUAGCGACGAAGGUCCCUCUCCCGGCCACACCGACCGAAUCCUCUACUUCUGUACCUAUGAUCCCUCGACACUUGUUGACGCGUCGUCAUUCGUUAAGGGAAAAAGUCCUCAUUCGUUCGGCGAUCAAGAGUGUUAUCACACCGCCUUUGACGCCUUCUCAAUCGAGUGGCGCUUCUUCCUCGAGCGAGGAGACGAGUUCAGUCGAGUCGACGCCGUCUCAGAACGGAAUGGGCCCGGAUUUGAGUCCCGCAAAGAUGCCGAGGGACUCGUUGGACUUGGUCAGGGGGAGAAAUGGGUCACUGGUGACCCCUAGGCGGGAUAGUGACGACCAGGACGAGGAAGACGACGUCGAGGAUGACGCGAUGGACGUUGAUGAGGCUGAGGCGGAGGUCGGGCUUGCGAGUCAGGUAAGCUCGAUUCCAAGAAAAUGGCGUGGCCGAAGUGGUACUGAUGAGAGUCGAUAUCCUUCUCGCAGUCCAUGAUCACCCACUCUACGCCCGUCCAGAUGACCACGGUUCCGCGCCUGAUCCCCACCUCGGCCGAAGCACGCCAAGCCGCAUUGGUCCCCUUACCCGAAACACCUUCCGGCUCCACCUACUCCUAUACACCUCAAGCAGCUCGACCCAUCUUCAUGCCUGAAUUGCAACAUGCCAAGACGGCCACCCCAACACCAUCUCCCGCUCCUAGCGCCAGUGCCAGCGCCUCUGUUGCCCGCACCCCCGAGUCCACAACAUCUCCCAACAAAUUCUCCGGAUUUGUCUACCACUCUACUCCCACACGAAGCACCCCCAUCUCCUCCGCACCAACAUUCGAAUUCCGCCCGACCUUCACUCCCGAAAUGACCAGUCCCAUCAAUCACCACCGCGUCAUGGCCACCCCCAAAUCUGCCUUACGACCCAUGGUGAUGAGUGGUCGGCGCAAGUCGAUCAAAGGAUUCUUACAAGCCCCACCUUCGACGGUCAAGAGAAGGGUCGUUUUCAACGAGUCGGUUUACGUCAAGGAAAUUGUGGAUAUCCGAGAACCGGGUUUGCAUUGGAGGGCUGAGGAUGCGGAGGAGGAGAUUGUCGCUACGAGCGCGGUUGUAAAGGCCCGUGUGGACCCGACAACGAUCCCUCUCCCUCCUUCCCCAACUUCACCUUCCACACCUCUACCCGCACCAAUCUCAGUUCGCAAAGCCCCAUUGGGUGGUAUGACCCCCUCCGAAUCAAUGAAAGCCGCCCUCGCCCAACUAGCCCCCUCAGGACCCGUCUUCGGGACGCCCAAAACGUUCAGCAUCGGACAAUCGAGACGUUUAGGUGGUUUACCCUCGAGUACGAAAGCGAGUCGAUUGUUCGCUUCGAAUGGGACGCCUAUGAGGAGGGCUCAGAGGGCUGGUAGCACGCCGGGUGUGGGUGGAAGUGCGAUUAAAAUUGGUUCGGCGGUGAAGGUGGGGAGUGCAUCUUUGAUGCCGAUUCUGGGGAGGGAGGAAGAGGGCAAGGUGGCGCCUGCGACGACGACAAGUUCGAGUCUGGCGCUCAAGCAGAGGAUGGAGGAUUCGCGAUCACAUGUCAACAGUUCAUCGUCGAACGGUACUCCCUCCGUUACUGAAACGCCUUAUCGACCUGGAUCGCCCAUCCGGUUCGGCGAACCUCUUACCGCGCCGAAGUCCACCAAACCCAUCCCUUCCACUUCCAAACCUACCCCCGCCCCAACAACAGAAGACGACGACCUUGAAUUCGCUACUCCCACUCGCCCCGCACCAGGUCAUCAACAAGCCCCCUCAUUGGUGAUGGGUGAUCCAAACCCAAAUCAUUCGACGAGUCUCAAGAGGUUAUUCGCUCCUUCCGCUCCUAGCGCUAUUACGCCCAAGAUGAAUGGGUUGAGGAUGAUGUUCAAGACGCCUGCUUCUUCUUCUUUUUCGUCCAUGACCACGAUCGGGGAGGGGACGGGCAAGACGCCGGGUUAUGAGGGCUUGAAGGAGUUGUUGUUGACGCCUGUUCCGGCGACGGAGAAGAGUGUGUCGCCGGCGUUGCAGAAGAACUUCGUGGUCGUGGAAAAAGCACCAGAGGUCAUCGAGGUCGUCCAGGAUGUCGAAGCCGUUGAGGUAGUCGAGCCUCUGAUCGAGGAACCCGUCGUCGAAGCGAUUCAAGAAGCACAGUCAGUGUCACCGCUCGAACAAGCUGGCACUCACUCGAUCGAAACACGGUCGGUCGAAGCUGCUGCCGAGAUCGCAGCGCCCGUAAUGUCCGAUCUCGUCCAAGCCGCAACUCCUGAACCAGCCGUUGUCGUCGAAUCUUCGGAACUGGAAGUUGUUGCUGCUCCUAUCGAAGAACAACAGGAGGACGCUGUCGAAGAACCGACAGCACCAGCCGCAGCACGGAAGAAGGCGACUCGGACCAAACGUGCUCCCGUCGGCGCCGUCGAAGCUGCCGUUGAAGCAGUCGAGGAGAACCCUGUGCUCGAACCUACUGCUGAGGAAGCCGUCGUCGAGAGGCCUGCCCGAGCGAGCCGAGCUAAGAAGGCGAUUUCGACAACAACGAAAAAGGCUACGACUAAACGACAGCUCGCUGUCGCCGCCAUCGUUGAGGAGGAGGCUGAGACUUCGGUCGUGGUGGAGAAGAAGACGAUUCGAGGACGUGGCAAGAAAGCUCUUGAGCCCGAGGUCCAGGUCGAGGUCCUGGCGCCUGUUGAGGAGCUUGCGGUCGUCGAAGAGCCGAAAAUCGAGACGGUCAAGCCUAAGCGUGCAACGGUUUCGAAGAAGAAGGCCGUCUCGGAAGUCGAGGUUGUUGCUGAGGAGAAUCGUAAGUCUCUCUCCAGCCUCGAGCACUGAGUUUUCCGACAACAGCUGACUCGUCCGGUGAGUCUCACAGAACCCGAACCCGUGCCCAAGUCCAAGCCCGCGGCUCGAAAGGGACGAACCACCAGAGCGGCCCCCUUGGUCUUCCAUGAAGAUGAACCCGAACCGACUCCGGAACCCGUCAGCGUCGUCGCCGAGCCCAAAGUGGUUCGAAAAGCGCGCAGUCGUUCGGCGCUGAAGCACACUGAAGCGAUGCCACAACAUCAGCAGGAGGAGGAGCAAGAGCACUUAUCAGUCCCUGUUGUGGCCAAGACUACUCGAGCACGCAAGGCGGCUGUAGUCGUUGAUACGGAGAACGUUGCGCCUGUGGAGACCAAGCCGAAACGACGAACUGCGGCGGUCAAGCCUGUUGAACAGGCCGAGGAGCCGACGACUACGGCAACGAGGACUCGAGCUUUGCGGACAAGGAAGUGA